AUGGGGGGGAACCUGAUGGGGGGGAACCUGACGGGGGGGAACCUGACGGGGACGAACCUGACGGGGACGAACCUGACGGGGACGAACCUGACGGGGACGAACCUGACGGGGACGAACCUGACGGGGACGAACCUGACGGGGACGAACCUGACGGGGACGAACCUGACGGGGACGAACCUGACGGGGACGAACCUGACGGGGACGAACCUGGCGGGGACGAACCUGACGGGGACGAACCUGACGGGGACGAACCUGACGGGGACGAACCUGACGGGGACGAACCUGACGGGGACGAACCUGACGGGAGCGAACCUGACGGGGACGAACCUGACGGGGACGAACCUGACGGGGACGAACCUGACGGGGACGAACCUGACGGGGACGAACCUGACGGGAGCGAACCUGACGGGGACGAACCUGAUCGGGGACGAACCUGACGGGGACGAACCUGACGGGGACGAACCUGACGGGGACGAACCUGACGGGGACGAACCUGACGGGGACGAACCUGACGGGGACGAACCUGACGGGGACGAACCUGACGGGGACGAACCUGACGGGGACGAACCUGACGGGGACGAACCUGACGGGGACGAACCUGACGGGGACGAACCUGACGGGGACGAACCUGAUGGGGACGAACCUGAUGGGGACGAACCUGAUGGGGACGAACCUGAUGGGGACGAACCUGAUGGGGACGAACCUGAUGGGGACGAACCUGAUGGGGACGAACCUGAUGGGGUUGCGGAAGACGCUAGACGCAAGACACACUUUUAG
Molecule: messenger RNA, 777 nt
Organism: Closterium sp. Yama58-4
Lineage: Eukaryota; Viridiplantae; Streptophyta; Zygnematophyceae; Desmidiales; Closteriaceae
Source: the annotation of a GenBank genome assembly